AUGAGACUUCGGCUUUCUUCACUGUUGUGCCUUCUUCCUACGAUACUAUUAUGCGAUGAGUCUCGAGCUUUUCGGCUGGAAGUGAACGGGCGGCGAAAUGAAUCACCGAGUCUCGCGACUUCGAUUUUAAACCGGAGAGAAAUUGGUACCUCUUCUCUCAAUAACUCGGCAGACAUCAGCUACUAUACGGAUAUCACGUUGAAUGGAACCACCUUCUCUGUGCUCAUUGACACCGGCAGUUCUGACCUAUGGGUCGUCGGGUCCGUCUCAGGCGCUGUGAACACAAAACUCUCAGCUAGUGUAUCUUAUGCCGUAGGGUCUGUAAAUGGUAAUAUUGAACUGGCUAACCUGGACUUUGGAGGAUAUAUAGUACCCGAGCAAGCAUACAUUUCCGCAAGUCAGAGCUCCAGCAAUCCUGCCGGCCAAGGUCUCAUUGGUCUUGGCCCUAAUUCCGGUAGUAACGUCUAUGCUGAAUUCAACAACAACACCGGCGCAUCCGUCUGCGAUCGAAUAUUCAUCCAAAAUACCAGUUCCCCGAACUAUAUCACUGUCAAUCUUGGCCGCACCGAUGAUCCCAGUGCAGAUUUUCCAGGAAAUAUUACUAUUGGUGAAACUCUUGACGGGCUAGGCAACAUCACAAGUGAACCCAAACUGGAGGUCACGACUGUCUCCAUUCACGAUACUGGCGACCAACAUUUCCAGAUUUUAAUAGACAGCGACGGGAUCAUCGGUCCUGAUAACCAGUCCAUAUCUUACACGACAGAGGUAGACAGCACGUCGAAUUCAAAGCAAGCCACUGCCGUUUUAGACACCGGGUUCUCACUAAGUCAAGUACCCGACACUGUAGCAACUGCAUUCUACAGCAGGUUUUCUGGUGCAGAGUACACCAAUGUCACUGAUGUUGGGGCCGUAUGGAUUGUCCCUUGUGACCUCGAAGUUAACUUGACUUUCAAAAUUGGUGGUGUGCGCUAUCCUAUCCAUCCGUUUGAUGCAACACUUGAUCCUUCUAUCCUUAACAUUUCUGACGUCAAAAAUUCCGCUGGUACAGCUAGUUGCAUUGGUCUGUUUCAGCCUGUUUCCUUCGACACUGGCUCUGAUCCUACCUACGAUAUCAUCCUUGGAAUGUCAUUCCUUCGUAACGUCUACGCGUUGUUUAAUUAUGGAGAUUUUAUCACGGACAGCAACGCUUCGGCUCGAGGUGAUCCAUACGUACAGCUACUUUCAACGACGGAUCCUGCUGAUGCACACUCGGAUUUUGUGAAUCAGCGCUUGAAUGGAGUAGACACAACUGGAUCGCAGACGCUCGGAGCGCCAACCUCUACCGACGAUAGCAGCUCAAGCUCUUCUUCCCACAGGAAUCUUUAUUUAGGUCUGGCCAUCGCUGCGGGCGUUUUGGCAUUGCUCUUCUUCCUUGGCGCAUGUUGCAUGCGCCGUAACAAGGCUAAAUCUACUGCCGCAUGGGUUCCCGGACGGUCGGGAGGCGCGUAUGCACAGUUGUCAAACAUAAACGGACCACGAGACAAUCAUCUCGCGUCUACUUCUGCCCCGCCUUAUACACAGUACGAUCAGCGUUAUGAUCAUAACGGAGAGUGGGGACAAACGCUUUAUGAUCCCGCAGCACCCGGUGGUGCUUCUUCGUACCCUCUAUCUCAGUAUCCCACCAGUCAACCACCUCAACCAAAUACAACGCAGACACAUCCCCAGUAUUCUAACCCUUUUGAGGGUUAA
Messenger RNA from Lentinula edodes (shiitake mushroom), 1728 nucleotides. RefSeq names its product aspartic peptidase domain-containing protein. Gene Ontology annotation, biological process: proteolysis. The transcript is spliced from 11 exons. NCBI's taxonomy places the organism in Eukaryota, Fungi, Basidiomycota, Agaricomycetes, Agaricales, Omphalotaceae. Gene Ontology annotation, molecular function: aspartic-type endopeptidase activity. The record is from RefSeq and is a predicted model, not a curated record. Bases 1 to 1728 code for a protein of 575 amino acids.